AUGAGGGCCGGCGCGCUUCUUCUCGUCGCCUCCGCCGCGGGGGGGGGGGUGCACGCCAAAGGCGGCCGUUAUUUUCGGGGCAUCCAGGAUGCCGUGCAGAACGAGCUUCGGAUAUUCCAAGACAAGAACGGACUCGGCUUAGACGCCAUCUUCCUCUCCGAGGAAAACAUCCCGAGCCAGGAUGUUGAGAUAACAAGCGAGCCCACGUGCUGGAGGCAUUGGUCCAUCUUCUCGUGCACGUACACGUCCUUUCUCAACCGUACGCAGCUCACGAACCUCACGAGCGCAACCUACGGCGCGAUACGGCACGAGGAUCAAGCCUUUUCGGUGUACGAACAGCCCAACAAUUCCAGCGGUCCGAGGAUGCCGGCCAGGAUCGUGUCCAAGCAGUCGACGGCGGUCAUGAGGUCGGUGACCAAGGGUUGGAAGGUUGGCCUGAAGCUGUCGCAGAACCACAAGAUCAUGGGGCCGAGCGCCGUCCUGACCGGCGAGGGCACCUACGAAUACAGCAAGCAGUCGACGCAGCAGAGGACGGUGACGAGGGAGGUCUCCGUCGAGCACACUUGCCCGGAGGGUUUCCACUGCACCAUCGAGACCCUGACAUUCUACGCAAUGAUAUCGGGCACCUGCCGCGUCCACCCAACCAUGAAAUGCAUGAGCAAGGGGGGCGACGAGCGGGACGCAUGCCUCGGCUUCCGAAAGGUAAGCAAGCUCAGCAUGGAUUGCGACGGCGAUCUUGCCGCCAUGGAGAUGCAGUGGGGAACCAGGGAAACCGGCGAGGCCGUUUGGGAUGAAAAUGGAAAUCUCAUCCAGGUGUUUGAGUGGGACGACUGCAACGAGUGCGAGCAGACUUUGGACUUUUCCAGGACUCAUUGCGGCGGCAGGGAUCGCUACGUCGAGUUGCCGUGCACCAUCACGAUGCCGGUGCUCAAGGACAACGCGAUGCCGCACACCCACAUCAUCUUCACUCGCACUCCCAUCGAGAGGUUGGACAAGAGUCGGGACAAGAAUAGAGUCAAGGGCAAGGGCAAGGGCAAGAGCAAGGACAAGGACAAGGACGGCGACAGUGACAAGUACAGGCGAGAGAUUGAUGAGUCGAAACAGGCCCGAGGGUCCAAAAAGGCCCGAAAGUCCAAGCAAGUAUUUGUCGAGGCCAUUCGGAGGGAUGGAGACGACGACGAACACGUAGCCGAACACGUAGCCGAGCGUUAG
This is a messenger RNA of Drechmeria coniospora, 1212 nucleotides long. RefSeq lists its product as uncharacterized. The record is from RefSeq and is a predicted model, not a curated record. The coding region runs from base 1 to 1212 and encodes 403 amino acids. Lineage: Eukaryota; Fungi; Ascomycota; Sordariomycetes; Hypocreales; Ophiocordycipitaceae. The transcript has a single exon.